Messenger RNA from Ctenocephalides felis (cat flea), 1311 nucleotides. It is a transcript of the gene Rtca, whose product is annotated as RNA 3'-terminal phosphate cyclase. Gene Ontology annotation, cellular component: nucleus. The coding region runs from base 82 to 1272 and encodes 396 amino acids. NCBI's taxonomy places the organism in Eukaryota, Metazoa, Arthropoda, Insecta, Siphonaptera, Pulicidae. The transcript is spliced from 10 exons. Gene Ontology annotation, biological process: RNA processing. Gene Ontology annotation, molecular function: RNA-3'-phosphate cyclase activity. The record is from RefSeq and is a predicted model, not a curated record.
AUCAGAAUCAAUACAGACACCGAGAGAUAAACGUCGUGAGUUAUUUUAAAAUAUUCAUUACGUGGGUUAUUUUAAAACCUAAUGCUAAAAGGUUCAAAAAUAAUUAAUUGUGCGAUAGUUAGAAAGAUGGAAGCCCCUCUAGUUGUUGAUGGAAGUUUUCUUGAAGGAGGUGGCCAAAUUUUGCGUUUAGCUAUCUCUUACAGUGCCAUCUUAGGUAUUCCAAUACGUGUGAUAAGCAUUAGAGCAAAUCGACCAAAACCUGGAUUGGCUCAGCAGCACUUAAAUGGUAUAAAACUGGUUGCUGACAUGUGUGGAGGUGAUCUAAAGGGUGCUUAUUUAGGAUCUACAGAAGUUGAGUUUUAUCCAAAGACUGUAAAAGGUGGUUUUUUCAAAAUGCAUUUGACAACUGCUGGAUCUAUCGCUUUAAUGCUUCAGAGUGCACUACCUGUUUCAUUAUUUGCUAAGAAUGAUGUACAACUUUCUCUUGGUGGUGGAACCGAUUGUUCAUUUGCUCCAUUGAUUGAUUACACUAUAGAUGUCUUAGGUUUCUACCUGAAAAAAUUUGAUAUAGAUCUCAAUUUAGUACUUAAACAAAGAGGGCUUUUUCCGAAAGGUGGUGGCAGAGUUGAAGCACAUAUUAAGAAAUUAGAAAAACCUUUGAAACCUUUAGUUAUCGAAGAAGCAGGAAAAUGCUGUCAAAUUAAUACUAAAGUUAUUUAUACAGGACCGGAAUCUGAUAAAGGUUCACACUAUGUAGUAAAAAGUAUAGAAAAAACCUUUGAAUCAUUGAAAUCUUCAGGUAUAGAAAUAAAAACUGACAGAAUUAAGGAAACCCGAAUGAUACCAAAUAGUGCAGAUACUAUUUUGUUAGAUGUUACAUAUAUAACUGAUAAAGGUGUCAAAUGUAGUACGUCUAGAAUAUUUGACAAUCCUAGAAAUAACAAGCGUAAAUUUGAUAGAAAUUCACACCCAGAGACAUUUCACAGUCAGUCUUCAAAAAUUGAACAAAUAUCUAGUGAAGCUGCAAAUGAAAUUAUUAAUCUUAUUAAAAACUCUGUAUGCUGUGAUAGUCACAUGCAGGAUCAAUUGAUUGUAUUUAUGGCAUUAGCAGAGGGUACCUCGAGGAUUGUAGUAGAUCAAAUUACUGAUCAUACUCGAACAACACAAUAUGUAACACAUUUGUUGACAAAGGCCGAAGUAAACUUCAUACCUAUUGAUAAUGAUUCCCGAUACAUAAUUGAAUGUAAAGGAAUUGGAAUGGCGCCGAAAUAACAAUUAUACAUUGUAAUAUAUUUAUUUCAUCAAAUUGGA